Molecule: messenger RNA, 3084 nt
Organism: Telopea speciosissima
Lineage: Eukaryota; Viridiplantae; Streptophyta; Magnoliopsida; Proteales; Proteaceae
Product: putative leucine-rich repeat receptor-like serine/threonine-protein kinase At2g24130
Exons: 2
Coding region: 12-3002 (996 amino acids)
Biological process (GO): hormone-mediated signaling pathway; protein phosphorylation
Cellular component (GO): plasma membrane
Molecular function (GO): ATP binding; protein binding; protein kinase activity
Source: RefSeq, a predicted model, not a curated record
UUCCUACUAACAUGGCCUUCAAGAGAGCCAAGUUGGUUCUAAUAUUCCUUCAACAAUACAUUCUAUUAGUCUUUUGUCAUGGCUACCAACACUCUUUGCUCACAGACAAAGCUGCUCUGUUAGCCUUCAAAAUGGCCAUAGUUUCUGACCCAAAUUCUGUACUAACUAACUGGGAUGAAGCCUCCGACGUAUGCAACUUCACCGGAGUCAUAUGUCAUUGGCGUCAUCACCACCGUGUGGUAAGACUCAUUCUCAAUGGAACUCUUAUUGGGGGUCAGCUUUCUUCCUCCAUUGCAAAUCUCACUGGUCUUCGUUACAUUUUUCUCUCCGAUAACCACUUAUACGGCGUUAUUCCACCUGAAUUAUCCUCCCUCCGACAUCUCCAAAAACUUCGGCUUGAUGGAAAUAAUCUACAUGGUAGUAUACCAGAGUCUCUCUCCUUUCUUUCUAAGCUUAUUUCUCUCCGCCUUCGCAGAAACAAUCUUACAGGUACAAUUCCACCUUCUAUCUUCUCAAACUGCACCUCCUUGAUAUAUGUAGAUCUUUCUGAAAACAAACUCACAGGCCAAAUUCCACCAGAGAUUGGAAUUCCAACAGGUAUAUGGCACAUAAAUUUAUUUACAAAUUCCUUGAGUGGAAAAAUUCCAGAAACUCUAUCAAAUUUGUCAGGAUUGCUUCAAUUUGAUGUGGAAAGCAAUUUCCUUUCUGGUGAAUUGCCAACAGAAAUUAUUGAGAAGCUUGGAGGCCUUGUCUAUCUUCAUUUAUCCUAUAAUCAUAUGGUUAGCCAUGACAAUAAUACUAAUCUUGAGCCAUUCUUCACUUCUCUCACAAAAAAUCCUGAGCUUGAAGGGCUUGAAUUAGCAGGUAUGGGCCUUGGAGGAAGAUUGUCUGAUACUAUAGGUCAACUUGGUGCUGGAUUAUCACAUCUUGAACUACAAGAAAACCGAAUUUUUGGGCCGAUCCCUUCAAAUAUUGCAAACCUCAAAAAUCUCACUCUUUUGAACUUGUCAAGCAACCUUUUAAAUGGAACGAUUCCAGCAGAGAUUGAUGGUCGUUUCAACAUGCUACAAGAACUUAUGUUGUCUAACAACUCUCUAACAGGUCCAAUUCCAGCUACACUGGGACAUAUUACUUCAUUGGGUCUAGUUGACUUGUCAAAUAACAGUUUAAUUGGAGAGAUUCCACCAAGUCUAGGGAAUCUUAGUGAAUUAACUUAUUUGUACCUCAACAACAAUCUUCUUUCAGGAGCUAUACCUCCAGAGAUAGGUCACUGCAAGGACUUGUACAGGCUAGAUUUGUCUUAUAACAGAUUAAAAGGGAGGAUCCCUGGACAAAUAUUAUCUGGUCUUAAUGAGAUCAGAAUGUUUUUAAAUCUUUCUCAUAAUUUUCUUGAAGGGAAUUUGCCUCUUGAAAUUAGCAAGAUGGAAUCAGUUCAAGAGAUUGAUCUGUCAGCAAACAAUCUGUCUGGAAACAUAUUUCCUCAAUUGUCAAACUGUCUUGCUGUUACCCUAAUCAAUCUGUCCUAUAAUUCUUUUGAAGGGCAGCUUCCUGAAUCUUUAGGUGAUCUUCGGAAUCUUGGAAUACUAGAUGUUUCCAACAAUCACUUAUCCGGUGGGAUUCCGGCAAGCCUCAGCAAAUGUCCUAGUCUCAAGCUAAUGAAUCUUUCAUUUAAUGACUUCAAUGGAUCAAUACCUAAUACUGGUGGAAUCUUCAAUUUGGUUACAAAUCUUUCUUUCUUAGGCAACAUACAUCUAUGUGGAUCAGUUCCAGGCUUUCGCGUUUGUCAUACAAAGAAACACUACUGGGUCCAUUCGCGUAAGAAUCUGAUCUUGGUUUGUGUUAUCGGAUCUGUUUUUGCAUUCCUAGCCACAGUAGUUUGUGUGAUCGGAUUGAGGCGCAUCAAAGGAAUGCUGUCCUCUAGAAAAGAGGAAGCUUUCGGUGAUUCCACACCUGCACUGAGGUCCAAAUUCCCUAGAAUAACUCAUAGAGAACUAUCAGAGGCCACUAGAGGAUUUGACGAAGAGAGGCUGAUAGGAUCAGGUAGUUAUGGACAUGUCUAUAAAGGAGUUCUAGGGGAUGGGACUCUUGUAGCAGUCAAAGUGCUAAAGUUGCAAACAGGAAAUUCUACAAAGAGCUUCAACAGAGAAUGCCAAGUCUUGAAAAGGAUUCGUCACAGAAACUUGAUGAGGAUCAUUACUGCUUGUAGUUUACCAGAUUUUAAGGCUCUUGUUCUUCCUUAUAUGGCAAAUGGGAGCUUGGAGAGUCAUCUUUAUCCCUCACAUCAAGAUCAAGGGACAGGUUUGCGUUCAGGUUCUUCAGAUUUGAGUUUGAUCCAGAGGGUAAACAUUUGUAGUGAUAUUGCUGAAGGGAUGGCUUAUUUGCACCAUCACUCUCCAAUCAAGGUUAUACACUGUGAUCUGAAGCCUAGUAAUGUUCUCCUCAAUGAUGAAAUGACUGCUUUGGUUUCUGAUUUUGGGAUUGCAAGAUUGGUGAUGAAUGUUGAAGCAGGAAAUAAUGGGGGUGUUGAGAACAUGGGAAAUUCUACAGCAAAUAUGUUAGCAGGGUCAAUUGGAUACAUUGCACCAGAGUAUGGAUAUGGAGCAAAGACAUCAACAAAAGGUGAUGUUUACAGCUUUGGCAUUUUAGUACUUGAGAUGGUCACUAGAAAAAGACCCACAGAUGACAUGUUUGCCAGUGGUUUAAGCCUUCAUAAAUGGGUGAAAAAUCACUUCCAUGGGAGGGUAGAGAAGGUUAUAGACUCUUCUCUGAUGAGAGCUGAAAGAGAUCAGUCUCCUGAAGUUCAGAAGAUGUGGGAAGUAGCAAUAAGUGAAUUGAUCGAGUUGGGUCUGCUUUGCACUCAGGAGGCUCAAUCUACUAGGCCAUCUAUGCUUGAUGCGGCUGAUGACUUGAACCGCUUGAAGAGAUACCUCGAUGGUGAUACGACUGCAACAUUUGCCUCUUCACUUGGGAUAUCAUCUUCUACUAUUGAUGAUCAGGACUAGUAAUUCCUAAUUCUGUUGUACAUAAAUUGAGAUGCCAUUAAUUGUUUAAGUAACAUUUUAUACCACCAAAAGCUUCAACUUA